This is a messenger RNA of Carlito syrichta (Philippine tarsier), 3771 nucleotides long. RefSeq names its product RRN3 homolog, RNA polymerase I transcription factor (gene RRN3). The coding region runs from base 117 to 2093 and encodes 658 amino acids. Gene Ontology annotation, cellular component: nucleus. NCBI's taxonomy places the organism in Eukaryota, Metazoa, Chordata, Mammalia, Primates, Tarsiidae. Gene Ontology annotation, biological process: transcription initiation at RNA polymerase I promoter. The transcript is spliced from 18 exons. The record is from RefSeq and is a predicted model, not a curated record. Gene Ontology annotation, molecular function: RNA polymerase I general transcription initiation factor activity; RNA polymerase I core binding.
GGGGGCUCUGAUUGGCUGAAGGCCGCCGCUCGCAUGCACGACUUCCGGGACAGAGGGCGGUGGCUGGCGGGAGCACGACUUCCGGCGCGUGGCGCGUAGUAGUUUAAUUCGGCCCCAUGGCUGCCCCGCUGCUUCACACGCGGUUGCCGGGCGAUGGGGCCGCUUCGAGCUCUGCGGUCAAGGCGCUGGGCGCGUCGAGGACUGGGAUUUCAGACAUGCUUGCAUUAGAGGAUAAUUUUUUAAAUUCUCCCCCAAGAAAAACUGUUCGAUUUGGUGGAACUGUGACAGAAGUCUUGCUGAAGUACAAAAAGGGUGAAACAAAUGACUUUGAGUUGUUAAAGAACCAAUUGUCAGAUCCAGACAUAAAGGAUGACCAGAUCAUUAGCUGGCUGCUAGAAUUCCGCUCUUCUAUCAUGAACUUGACAAAAGACUUCGAGCAGCUUAUCAACAUUAUAUUGAGAUUGCCUUGGUUGAAUAGAAGUCCAACAGUGGUGGAAGAAUAUUUGUCUUUUCUUGGUAAUCUCGUAUCAGCACAGACUGUCUUCCUUAGACCAUGUCUAAGAAUGAUUGCUUCCCAUUUUGUACCUCCUCGAGUGAUCAUUAAGGAAGGUGAUGUAGAUGUUUCAGAUUCUGAUGAUGAAGAUGAUAAUCUUCCUGCAAAUUUUGACACAUGUCACAGAGCCUUGCAAAUAAUAGCGAGAUAUGUCCCAUCGACACCAUGGUUUCUUAUGCCAAUACUGGUGGAAAAAUUUCCAUUUGUUCGAAAAUCAGAGAGAACAUUGGAAUGUUAUGUUCAUAACCUCCUAAGGAUUAGUGUAUAUUUUCCAACCUUGAGGCAUGAAAUUCUAGAACUUAUUAUUGAAAAACUACUCAAGUUGGAUGUGAAUGCAUCCCGGCAGGAUAUUGAAGAUGCUGAGGAAACAGCUGCUGAAACUUGUGUUGGGACAGGUUCCACAGAAGGAUUAUUUAACAUGGAUGAAGAUGAAGAAACUGAAAAUGAGACAAAGGCUGAUCCCGAGCAGCUCGAUCAGAUGGUUCAUCCUAUAGCUGAGCGCCUAGACAUCCUGCUGUCUUUGCUGUUGUCCUAUAUUAAAGAUGUCUGCUAUGUAGAUGGUAAAAUUGAUAACAACAAAACAAAGGAUUUAUAUCGUGAUCUGAUAAGCAUCUUUGACAAACUUCUAUUGCCCACCCAUGCCUCCUGCCACGUACAAUUUUUCAUGUUUUACCUCUGCAGCUUUAAGUUGGGAUUCGCAGAAGCAUUUUUGGAACAUCUCUGGAAAAAAUUGCAGGAUCCAAAUAAUCCUGCCAUCAUCAGGCAAGCUGCUGGAAAUUAUAUUGGAAGCUUUUUGGCAAGAGCUAAAUUUAUUCCUCUUAUUACUGUAAAAUCAUGCCUAGAUCUCUUGGCUAACUGGCUGCACAUGUACCUUCAUAACCAGGAUUCAGGAACAAAGGCUUUUUGUGAUGUUGCUCUCCACGGACCAUUUUAUUCUACCUGCCAAGCUGUGUUCUACACUUUUGUUUUUAGACACAAGCAACUUUUAAGUGGAAACCUGAAGGAAGGUUUAAGGUAUCUUCAAAGUCUAAAUUUUGAACGUAUAGUGAUGAGUCAACUAAAUCCUCUGAAGAUUUGCCUGCCCUCAGUGGUUAACUUUUUUGCUGCUAUCACAAAUAAAUACCAACUAGUCUUCUGCUACACUAUCAUUGAAAGGAACAAUCGCCAGAUGCUACCAGUUAUAAGAAGUACGGCUGGAGGGGACUCAGUGCAAACUUGCACAAACCCACUGGACACCUUCUUCCCCUUUGAUCCUUGUGUGCUUAAAAGAUCAAGGAAAUUCAUCGAUCCUAUUUAUCAGAUAUGGGAAGACAUGAGUGCUGAAGAGCUUCAGGAAUUCAAGAAACCCAUUAAGAAGGAAAUUGUGGAGGAUGAAGACGAUGACUUUUUGAAAGGUGAAGUGCCUCAGAACGAUGCUGUGAUUGGGAUUACGCCGAGCUCUCUUGAUGCGCAUUUCCGAAGUCCUUCGAGUAGUAUGGGCUCCCCACCUGUGCUAUACAUGCCAGACCAGUCUCCUCUCCUCUCGAGGACUUGUGACUGAGUUGUGACGUUCUUUCCUAUCCUGCAUCAGGCCCUUCAGCACCCAGUUCGUGCUGUUUGGGCAUUGCCUUGAACUUGAACGAGUGCCUGCCUCGGGUAUCGGACUUUCAAGUUAGACUUAAUCUAGUGUCUGAACAGACUUUUUUUCUCCCUUAGAGUAAAAAGACUGAAUAUCAUGUGCAAUAUUUUACAGUGGGGUUGAUGAUACGUAUUGAGGACUUUACUUCUUUGUUUAUUGUGUACUUUUUUGUGUUACAGCUUUUUGACAUAAUUAUGUAAUUUCUAAUAUAGGCAGCAGCCUGUUUUAACAAGUUGCCUUUUUAAAAUAGGUUUUUGUCAGAGCCAUGGUCACAAGACUUUGUUGCUCUGCUUUCAGUGAAGAAUCCUCUAGGAUAAAUCCUCUGUUUACAGACUAACUGGAAUGGAUUUAUUUUGGCAACAUUGUUUACCUUCUGCUGUAAUGGUGAUUGUGUUGGGAUUUUAGUGGGGUGCAGAGAAAAUAGAAGAAUAGUAGGGGGGGGGUAGCCAGACCUGGUAUGGAAUAGGAAAGUUGGGGCUGGCACUAGAAAAGAUUUCCAGGGACUUCAGAGACUAUGCAAAGCCAGUAGGGGGAGAGAAACAGAAUCAGAUACUGCCACCAUGUGAAAAUGUGUUUAGAGAAGAAUGGAGGUCUGGGUAAUGAACCUCCCAUUGAGUGAACUGAAGUUGGGCUUGGCUUGUGUAACACAUGAUACAUGAUUUCUCCUUCGACUCUCAAGCGUUCUGUGAGAACUGGAGCUGCCCUGUGAGAACUGGAGCUGCCCGUUGGUAGCAGUUAGAUCACGUUACUUUUAACCAGCAUUACUUGGUUACUUUGAGAAUUUCUUUAUUCAACAGGAAAAAAAUAUUUUGGUUAUUUGGUGGCAUGGUUUUGCUAGCAACAGUAGGCCUGCAGUCUCCAUCUGAUGGGUGUGUAUGUCAUGGAUUCAGCUUGAUAAGCUCGUCCACAAACUCUUGGUAUUUUUAUAACUAAACAAUGAGAGGGAAUGUCUAGGAUAACCUCGCUUUAUACCAACUUGUGCAAGCACUGUUAGAGUCAUUUUGAAGCUCAAGCAUAUUUUCGCUUUGUUUCCUAUAUGUUUUAGUUGUUUGUGAAAACGGCUGUCUUUAAAUAUAUUUAUUUUUCUGCCUCUUCUAUUUAUUUAAAGGCAAGCAGUAUUUUCAUGAUCAUAAAUAUUUUAUAAUGAAAUACUUCCUCUUUCCUAGGGCUUUGUAUGUUCUUAUAUAAUUACAUUGAUGGCAUGUUCUUGUAUAAUUACAUUGAGUGUGGAGUUUGAAUUUCAGUCUAUAAAUACUUCUUUGGAAAAUAUAAAUUUUUAUUACUUCAAAGGUUUUGGAAAGUCAUGUGAGAACUUUAAGGUUUUCUUUUUUUUAACUACUGACAAAAGUGGAUUUUUGUAUAUUGGAUAAAAUGAGUAAGUGAAAUUGUACCCACAAAAAUUAACCAUAAGUGGGGUCUUUGUGGUUGGGAAGAAGUUUUAAUGUAGAAGAAUGUAUUUACAAAUAAGUCUGUUCAAUUAAUAGAGGAGUUUGAGCAAAAUAAUCCAUUGUGAAAAUAAAACACUGACAUGGUUAGCCUGAAAUUUGCAUUCUUAUGCUAAUAAAGGGAGGUACCCCAAUGAAAGGACUUCUCACAUAAA